Molecule: messenger RNA, 5442 nt
Organism: Lathyrus oleraceus (garden pea)
Lineage: Eukaryota; Viridiplantae; Streptophyta; Magnoliopsida; Fabales; Fabaceae
Product: putative pentatricopeptide repeat-containing protein At1g16830
Exons: 6
Coding region: 216-2177 (653 amino acids)
Molecular function (GO): protein binding
Source: RefSeq, a predicted model, not a curated record
ACAAUAAACCCCAGAAAUGAACUAAUAAAACUAAGCAGCUCUGUCAUCUUCCCCACUGUUCAUAGCCGCAGUUGGCCGUCAAAUGCAAAACCUUGCCGGAAAACACAUCCGGACUUCUCACCGGCCGCCUUUAACAGUUAGAAACUCCUCCAACUUUUUCUUUUUCUAUAUAUUCAUUUAUUUUUCUCAGUUUCCCCCUUUUCUAUAUCGCGCGCAUGAACACCAUUUUUUCAAUAGCAUUGCGGCCACAACACCGUUUCAUCCCAAUCCUCUUAAAGAUGAUAACAACACAAACAAACUCUCUCCAAAUCCCUAUCACCACCAUCAAAACCAAUUCAACCAACAACAACACUGUUUCAGAAAUUUCAAAAAUCAAUAACCAGAGCGUGAAAUCGAAUUUCUCCGAUUUAAUCACCCUCGGAAGUUUCCUCCGGUCCUCGAAACAAGUUCGUCAGGACUCCCUUGUCUUCAAUCGAAUGGUCCCGGUGCUCCGCCGUCUCAUUGAGCGUUACGAAUCCCCCCAAACGAUUCUCUCCGAGUUGGAGUCAAUUGGUUGUAUUAAUCUCUCUAACACAAACAAAACCCCUAAUCCUUUGUUACUCUUGUUGAGAAUUUUCUCUCGUGCAGGUAAUUACGCCAUGGUUAUUGAAACUUGUCAGCACAUGGUAGAGUUUCAUGGUUUUGCAAUUUUUCGGAAUACUUUUGCUUCGAAUUUAGUUAUGGAGUCGAUGUUUAAAACUUCUCAACCCGAACGUGCUUUUUAUAUUAUGGAGAAUACAAAAUUCCCUAAUUUUCUCACUUUCAACAUUGCACUUUUCCACCUUUCCAAUUUAAAUGAUAUUACCGGUGUUUCGUAUGUUCUUAGACACAUGUUGAGAUUGAGUUAUCGUCCUAAUCAUGCCACUUUUAGUGCGGUUCUGAAUUCGUUUUGUAAAAUGAAUGCAUUUCGGCAAGUUUAUCAGAUUUUGGGUCUAAUGGUUGGUCUAGAGAUUGACUUUUCUGUUAAUGUUUGGACUGUACUCAUUCAUAGGUUCUGCAAAUUGCGUAGGCUUGAUGUUGCUUCCAACUUGUUGUACAAAAUGAUUCGAAAUGGUUGUUCCCCUAACGUUGUCACGUAUACCGCUUUAAUUAAGGCAUUUAUGGAAUCCAACAUGGUGACUCAUGCCUUACAUUUGUUUAAUGACAUGGUUUCUGAUGGCCUAGAUCCCGAUUUGGUUCUUUAUAAUGUGUUAAUUGAUUGUCUUUUGAAGUCCGGAAUGCAUGAUGAUGCAAUUGAAGUUUUUCACCGGUUGUCGGAACAAAAAAACAUGAGACCUGAUUUGUAUACCCUUACUUCAUUGUUGUCUACAGUUUAUCGGUCUGAACGGUUUGAUCUCUUACCCAAAAUAGUUCGAGCUUGCAGACAUAUAGGUGGUGAUUUAGUAUUCUGCAAUGCUGUUUUAAACUCUUUUAUUAAGUCUGGCCGUUCUUCUUGUGCUCUUGAAUACUAUGAACAUAUGAUUGUUAAAGGUUUUAAGCCGGAUAAGUAUAGUAUUGCUGGGCUACUAAGUGCACUUUGUGCUGAGAGAAGAAUUGAUGAAGCAGUUAAUGUGUAUCGAGGUAGUGCUAUGAUGUAUCAUGCGAAUGAUGCUCACAUCCAUACUGUGUUAACGAGUGGGCUUAUAAAUGCUGGUCAGUAUCACUUGGCUGCCAUUGUUUUUAGAUCAGCAGCAGUCCAGAAAUGUCCGCUUGACAGUGAAGCAUAUGCUGUUGGCAUCCGUGCACAUCUUAGAAGUGGAUUAACUCUAGAGGCCAACACAUUGUUUGACCAGAUGAAGGACAAUGGUAUGGAACCUAAUGUUCAGACAUUUAAUAUGAUUCUUUUCAGUUCAUUUAAAGAAAAAAAUCUUCAAAAGAUUCAACUGUUGCUGAAAGAGAUGAUUGAUUCAAGGAUUGAGUUGGGUGAUAGAAAUUUCUCCAACUUGUGUAAAUUUCAAUGCAGUUGGAAUCUGUUGGCUGAAAUGAGAGAUUUGGGUUUAUUAUCUGCCAAGGUGCUGCAUGCCUUAAACUGUGGCAGGCAUCCUGAAAGUGUAAAGGCAAAUUAUAAACACUGUGCUGAAGUUGAUACAGAAUGCAAUCUAGUUCUGGAUUCAUCCAGUUCUGAAGAUAUGUCAGAUGUAGCUGUGUCAGUUGGUUGAGCUGUUAUUGUUACUACUGUGUUGUGGCCUGCAUCUGAUUGAAUGGUUCAUUCAAUUCCUAUAUCAUGAAAUGCGGCAUUCUAUCCACAAACUGAUUGCACGUAUUGGUUUAGUGGUGACUGAUUUCAAAGACAUAUUUGAUUGGAAUGCCAAAGAUUUGAACAUAUCAUCAUGGUUACUUUAUGAGGAAAGAAGGUUCUUCUUAUCCCAUGAGUGUUUGCCCUGUUCUGAUUAAUUCAGUGAGGGAAGGUAAUUUUCAUCAAUUUUCAUGGUGAGCAUUGAAAUAUUAUUUUUUUAAACUUCACUUGCUUUGCUGAUAGUUUUUUGUUUUUAAUUAAACUCCGGCCGAGUUAAGCAGUGGUGAGCUUCAAACAACUUUAUGCAUUAAGCCGUGGUUACCAACAAAAGGGUCACUUUGGUGUUUCUUUUUUGAUUGGAUCACAAUUAGAAGAAUUUUAAAGCAUUUGUUGGUUAAAAAAGUUAUUAUAUUCAGGUAAUUAUCAUAAAGCCAAAGGGGAUAGGAUCCUAUGGAAAAACACCUAAAUUCAAGUUGCAACUACUUGAGGACUGUAAUCCAUUGGAUGGUUAUCAUUUUGUUAGUUUCUUAUUCUAUCUAGCUGGCAUCAGUUGCAUUUUCUUAUUUUCAAAUUUACAACCUUUCCUUUCAAAUCCGGAAAUGUCAACAAAAUAUCUGUACCAUUAUACCCUGUCUUCUAUUAAAAUUGCAAUAUUAAUCUGUUUCAUACUUAAUACAUAUUUUCAAGAAAUAGAUAUACAUAUCUUUCUAAAGAGAAAACAUUGGCUUACGCUUCUGAAUUGAAACAAAUUUUUACGAUGCUUCUAUUUUUUGUGUGUAGAGAGAUGACUUGUAGAUUAUGUAGUAAGAAGAGUAGAUCAGAUGGAGGAUAGUCAAAUAUCUAAAAGCAGAGAAAGAGUGAAAAAUCAUAAGAGAAGCUGUGAAAACUGAAAAAUAUAUUUCAAGUGUGAUUAAUGUACAUACACUAAUAUCUUCAUAUAAACUAUUCUAACUUAAUGAGUCCGACUAAUAGACUAAAGUCCGAAUACAUAUUUCUAUUGACAAUAGUAAAUAGAAAUUAUUUACAACACUCCCCCCAUCAAGCAGGUGAAUAAAUAGUUAUCAUUCCCAGCUUGUAGAUUGGACUAGGUAGUAAUAAGGAUCAUACUUUAAGUUUAAAUUGAAUCUUGAAUUAUACACAGGGCUGUGUAUAGAAAUUUUUGGGACUUAGGCAAGACUGUCUUGUAGACUUAAAAAUGUUGCUAAAAAACAAUUCGAUGUAGGGUUUGGGCUUUGAAAAUUGACAUGAUGAUUUUUUGAUAAUAAUUAGAAACUGAGCUACGGUAUAACUUAUAUUAUAGAAUAUUAGGGUAAUAAAAUGACCAUUUGUCCAGGUAGAUCUACUCGUAUAUUCUGAUAUAAGACAAUUAAUACUAAUGGAUGGGAAAUUUGAGGCCCAAAGUGCCUUAGUUGCCUAGGCCAGCCCUAGCCAUGGCCAUGAUUGUACAAUAGUUAUUUUGCUAAAAAACAGAUUAUACAGUAAUUCAAGGCUAAUAUAUCAUUGUUAUCCAUAUUAUUUGGGAUGAAAAUUUUGUAAUUAGUUAAUGUUAAAUGUCUGUUAAUAUAAAACCCAUUCCUGCUAGAAAAACUAGCUACUGAAAAGUAAAUUUGCUCUGUUUCACAUUCAAUAUUCCUCUUCUAUAAGCUAACAGUUGGCCUUCGCAUUUUUCAUAGACCACACAAACCAGAAGCUUUAAUUGAAUAUGUCCAAGGUCAAAGUUUUUGAACAAGUGACAGGAAUAUAGACACAGUAUCUAGCAGAGUGAUGGAUCCCAGUUAUGAUAACAUUAUAAGAGAGUUUGUGAAUGGCCUGCAACUCAAAAGCUGGCUAUGGUUUUGCAAUUCAGAACCUGAAAUCAUUCUUAUGAUGUGACAAUUUUUCCAGUGUUGAGCAUCUAAAUGCACUGUGUUUUGUCAAAGUUCAAAGAAAUAUACUGCUCUUGCCCAAUCUUAAUUAUCAUAUAUAUGAUUAGAAUUAUUUUAGCAUCAACCAGAACUUUGUUGUGGUGUGGUUUUAUGUUGCUAUACCUUCCUUCACUUGUAAUUUGUAAUUUUUUAUAGAUGGAUUAUUUUCUUUAGAAUGGAUUAGAUGGAAGUGCAACUGACUUACAACAGAUAACAAUUUCUCCUAGUCACAUCUAUCUAUUAUGAGAAAGUUGGGUCCCUAUUGCACACAUGUUCGCUUCUCUGCCUCAAAAUUUCCCGCUCUGUUGCCUAUAUAAAAUUUAUAUUUUUCUCUGUAGUUUCUUAUAUGAUUGUUUUAUUAUAUUAGUUUAUGUGUUUCUUAUUCUUACUUUACAGCGAUGCCUUUUAUGUAUCCUGUUAAAAAUUUCAAAUUUCGAACAAACAUUUUUUCCUUCUGCAUAACAUUUCCGUUUUCCACUUUAUCCUUUGUGAGACCACAUACGCCACCUCAUCAUUUUGGUGCUGAAGAGAUGCAGUGCUCUGUUUGUGGAAAAGAGAUGCUGUGUUCCAAUAGUGGGAAAUAUGAAUUUUUAAAUGUUUUGCUUCUCUCUCAUCUUUGUUUUUCAAUGUUGUUGCAGAUACGCAGAGGACAAGGCUUUUAGUGGGGUGGUGAGCAUUGUUGCAGAACAUCAUAUUUGAUGUGUAACCUUAUCCUUGGGUUGGAGUUCAGAACUACAUAGAUUAUUAUUAUUCUAUCACCAUGUUCGAUUCAUGUUGACCGCAUAUUCAAGAUUCAGAUUUGAAGAAUGCAGGUUGCGACAGUUUCUGCAAGUUUCCUUGAUUUCAUGAUUUCUCAUGUUUUUUUACCGAGACACCAAAAGAAGAAAAAUUACCAAAGAUAGUGUUGGCUGGAUUUGAAGCAGCUUGAUUUUUAGCAGCAUCACCAAUCAACCUUUGAUCACUAGAGAAAGCAACAAAAGAAGGCGUGAUUCUGUUUCCUUGUUCAUUGUGGAUAAUCUCAGUUCGGUUGUUUUGCCCCUGCCAUACAGCAACACAUGAAUAAGUCAUGCCAAGGUCGAUUCCAAUAGCAGGUCCCUCAUAUUUUUUGGCCAUUCUGUUUCAAGUGAAUGAAUCUAUUUUAGGGAAUUUGGAUAGAUAGAAUUUUUGAAUAUGUUUUUGGUUGGCUUUAAUAUACACCGUGAAAUGUAAAUUAGCUGAAUGCGUCCACUUUUUAAUCUUCUGUAAUAAAAGUUGUAUAUGCAUGUAUAUAGUUGGCUCCUUAAA